Molecule: messenger RNA, 3198 nt
Organism: Brugia malayi
Lineage: Eukaryota; Metazoa; Nematoda; Chromadorea; Rhabditida; Onchocercidae
Exons: 26
Coding region: 1-3198 (1065 amino acids)
Biological process (GO): snRNA 3'-end processing
Cellular component (GO): integrator complex
Source: RefSeq, a predicted model, not a curated record
AUGUCUAUUCGACCAUCUUCAUCUCAUGCUACUUCUGCAGAUGAUUCAAUGUUGAUACGUUUAACUGAAGACAAUGAUGAACUUCCCAAUACCCAGAUGUUACAACGAUAUAUGGUUGACAUUUAUGCUGUUAUUGGUGCAGUGGAUGAUAUUGGAAUGGUAUAUCGAAAUUUAAGACCAAUAUGGGCGAAUAAUACUGUUUCAUAUCUGGUCGAUCCUUGCCUAAAAAUUUUGUCAAAAAUUCCAAGCUCAAAACCUGCUGUUCUAAAUUAUGUUGGCAUGCUGACACAUGAAGCAACUCAUUUGCAUUUAUCGAAACAAGAGAAUCCACAUAUUGCAGCCGAUACUGCUAACAUUGAUCGUGCUAUACGGAAGCUUACAAAUGAAUUUCGUCGCCUACUGAUUCGAACACAAUCGAAAGGCUUCGCAUUUGAUAUUCUUGUGUGGGCGUGUAAUUUAUUUGUUGAAAUUUGUAAAUAUAACUACGAACGUCCAAUUGCAAAAAAUGCGGGUACUACACCACCCGCUUUGCUUGCAUUAUUUGAUUCAUGUCCAGCAGUUUCAAGUGUUAUCAAAUUAACCGAUAAAGCGAUCGCUUUGCUAUUAAAUACUACACCUGACGAAUGCCUUUCCAUAUUGAUUGAUGCUUCUGCACAUGGUUUUUGUUUUGCUUGGAUAUGGUUGCACAUUGUUGCUUCAUUUCCGGAUACCAUUGUUGCUCAUUUGUUGAAGAUUGGUAUACAAGACUUCAAGCAUUACCUUAAUGCUAUACUGACCAGUCAAGUACCAAUAGAACUUCAUGAAAAUUAUAAGCAAAAAUUUUUAUCAGUUUGUGAUGUGUUUACAUUUCUUGCAACACAAAACAACUCUGAAUUAAGGAAUGCAAUGCGAGAAAUGAUAUCCAAUGAUCGAGAUCUUUUGGAAAAUGAAACAACCACUCCUGAACAGUUACAGAAUUUAUCAUUGCCAUUUUUGAUUAAAAUAGUAGCAAAUUCUCCGGAUAUAUUGCGAUUUUUAGUGCAUAAUGUUUAUGAUUUGGUAACAACAGAUUUUAUCAUCAGUGGUGCAAAAUACGUGUCACAACUAAACAAGCAAUGCUUGCUACCUCUGUUACCAAAUAUGGAAUAUACUUAUACUGCAUUUAUGCGUCAAAUAACAUUUUAUCUAAAUUCGGAUGCUUUGGCACAUAUCGUUGAACUAAUGUUACCAAUAGCCUUCGAUGACAAUGUUUUUAGAAAAUUCGACAACUACGAUCAAUCAUUCCAAACGUCAAUGAAAGAUAGUGCAUUACAAAUUUUGACAGAGAUAAUUGGUAUGGUAGUAUCACUGGUUCAUAAUCAAACAAUGUAUAAUGUCGAUGAAAAUGCUCUUUUGAAACGAUGUGCUACUAAUUUUGAAAUUUUGGAGGAAACAAUACAAAAUUCAAUGGCUGGUGGAGAAAGAUCAAAAUUGUUCAUUCCAUAUGUUCAUGCAUUUUGUAUUGCAUCUGGUCCUGUACGAACAGCAGAAAUUAUCGCAAGAUACAUUAUUGAAGCAAAAGAUGAAAAACAACUUAUUUGCCUUAUUUCAUUGUUAACAUCGUUAAUUAUCUUUGCACCGAAUACCUCAGAAGAUGCUAUAACAAAUUUUUUCGCCAAUCGUACAAUUUUAAUGCUUGACAAAGAACGUAAAUCAUCGAAGAAACUUACUCUAUCUAGUAGUUUAUCUAGUACCGCAUUUUUCGAAGAUGAUUUUUAUGAUGUGAAAUGGUUACAUAAUUUACGUACCUUGAACGAAUGGGAGAAAAUGUCAGAUGAUGAACACGUUAUCAAAUAUAUAAGAUUUGAAAUGUCGAAGCAUUACGGAGAACUAGCAACUGAAAUUUUGAGAUGGGCAUUGGAUGUUUUGUCUAGCUUAAAACGGAAAGAAAAGACCAAUGAAUCGAUAAGUGCAAUGAGAGAUUCUGUAAUAGAAGCGGUUUUGUCGCUAUGUUCGUCGAUAGGACCACCAUCGGUUCUCGAGCCAAAAUAUCCUUAUAAAUUAAGCGCUCAAUUUGCUUCACUGAUAGUUUUGUUGCUUGAUUAUGUAGGACGAGAAGAUGAUCCGACAGGAUUUGCUUUAUUUACAAAUGCAUGCACAUGUGCUAAUGAAUUCUUAACUUCACAAGUAGGAUAUGUUCGCGAACAAUUUAUCAUUCAUUUACUUGAUGAAGCUUUUGCGAAAGCAUCACAUUUAUUUGGUUGCUCAUCAUUGAAUGCUUGGGAAACAGAGUUGCAAUUUUCGGGUGGAUUUCAACAAACAAAUCAUUCAAUCGAUAUGUCAGAUGCUGAAGAGAAUGAUGAAUUAGAAGAAUCAUUAUUUGAUUUAGCUCGAAAAUUACCAUUGUAUCAACAGAAACCUGUACAUUUAGCACAUUCUGGAAUUAUUGGUCGAGGUGUGAAACGAUUAGAAAUUAAAAAUGUUAAGGAUGGAAAUACGAUGCGUCGUUUAGUUUUCUUCGAAUGUCUUCAGCGAUUUUGCAGUACGAUGGGGCCAGAUCGAAAUUUGAUACCAUAUCAGCAAGUUUACAAGCAAUUGGCGAUAAAAUUGACAGAUCGAGUAUGCAAAGACGGUCUUGCUGCUAGUUUUGUUUGGGAAGAAUGGGAACAUGCCCGUGAAGUUAUUCCAAGAUAUAUCGCAGUUUCAAAAAGACUCACAGAAAUUCCACUUAUUUGGGAUAUUAUGUUGGCAUUGACCGAAGUGCAUCCUUGUUUGUGGUACUGUUGUCCACUUCUGAAAGCAUAUCUUGCUGUUAUUAUGAUACAAUUUGAAAAUAGUUCAGAUCAAAAAUCUCUACCGCGUAAACAACUUACCAGUAUGCUUGAUAAAUGGUUUUUAUUGGCUCGUAAGGGACAAAUGCUACCUCAACAAAUGGUUUAUUAUUUUGAUUUAAUUACAAGAGUUAGCUGUCGCGAAGGAUUUGUUAUUUUGCUUGAUGUUUGGCAAUAUUUUCAGAGUGUUUUGGAUGCGGAAGUAUCAGCAGCAAAUAUGAUUAAUGCUGCGUUUGAUCGAUCAUUGAAUUCUUCUAUUGAUCCUAUUCAAGGUAAUCCAACAAAAUUUCGAGAAUCAUGUCGUCUUGUCAUACAGCGAAAUAUUGCAAAGCUUGGCUUCAUUUUUCCAUUAAUAUUUGAGGAUGAGCUGAAUUCAGGAUCCGUAAUUCCGACCAGAAUGGAAAUUUAA